This is a messenger RNA of Strigops habroptila (Kakapo), 1282 nucleotides long. It is a transcript of the gene RUVBL2, whose product is annotated as RuvB like AAA ATPase 2. The transcript is spliced from 12 exons. The record is from RefSeq and is a predicted model, not a curated record. Gene Ontology annotation, molecular function: DNA helicase activity; ATP binding; ATP hydrolysis activity. Gene Ontology annotation, cellular component: NuA4 histone acetyltransferase complex; Swr1 complex; R2TP complex. Bases 86 to 1282 code for a protein of 398 amino acids. NCBI's taxonomy places the organism in Eukaryota, Metazoa, Chordata, Aves, Psittaciformes, Psittacidae. Gene Ontology annotation, biological process: box C/D snoRNP assembly; regulation of transcription by RNA polymerase II; chromatin remodeling.
CCCACCCCUCCCCUCUCCUCCCUUCCGUUUCCCGCGCGGCGGCACUUCCGGCGGGCGCGCGGGCAGCGCGGGACGGGCGGGCGCCAUGGCAACCGCGACCCCGAAGGUGCCGGAGGUUCGGGACGUGACGCGGAUCGAGCGCAUCGGAGCCCAUUCCCACAUCCGCGGCCUCGGCCUCGACGACGCUUUGGAGCCGCGGCAGGUCUCGCAGGGCAUGGUGGGGCAGCUGGCCGCCCGCCGCGCCGCCGGCGUCAUCCUGGAGAUGAUCAAGGAGGGGAAGAUCGCCGGGAGAGCCGUGCUCAUCGCCGGCCAGCCCGGCACCGGCAAGACCGCCAUCGCCAUGGGCAUGGCGCAGGCCUUGGGCGCCGACACCCCGUUCACGGCCAUUGCGGGCAGCGAGAUCUUCUCCCUGGAGAUGAGCCGCACCGAGGCGCUGACGCAGGCGUUCCGCCGCUCCAUCGGCGUGCGCAUCAAGGAGGAGACGGAGAUCAUUGAAGGGGAGGUGGUGGAGAUCCAGAUCGACCGGCCCGCCACCGGCACGCCCAUGUGGACCCCCCCAAAAUCCAUGGGGCGCCGCGCGCAGGGCACCAAGGUGGGGAAGCUGACGCUGAAGACGACGGAGAUGGAAACCAUUUACGACCUGGGCACCAAAAUGAUCGAGUCUCUCACCAAGGAGAAGGUGCAGGCGGGGGACGUGAUCACCAUCGACAAGGCGACGGGGAAGAUCUCCAAGCUGGGGCGCUCCUUCACCAGGGCGCGGGACUACGACGCCAUGGGCUCGCAGACGAAGUUCGUGCAGUGCCCGGACGGGGAGCUGCAGAAGCGGAAGGAGGUGCUGCACACCGUGUCCCUGCACGAGAUCGACGUCAUCAACAGCCGCACGCAGGGCUUCCUCGCGCUCUUCUCGGGUGACACAGGGGAGAUCAAGGCCGAGGUGCGGGAGCAGAUCAACGCCAAAGUGGCCGAAUGGCGCGAGGAGGGCAAAGCCGAAGUGAUCCCCGGGGUGCUGUUCAUCGACGAGGUUCACAUGUUGGACAUCGAGAGCUUCUCGUUCCUGAACCGCGCGCUGGAGAGCGACAUGGCGCCCGUGCUCAUCAUGGCCACCAACCGCGGCAUCACCCGGAUCAGAGGAACCAACUACCAGAGCCCCCACGGGCUCCCCAUCGACCUCCUGGACCGGCUGCUCAUCAUCUCCACCGCGCCCUAUAGCGACAAGGAGACCAAGCAGAUCCUCAAGAUAAGGUGGGGGGGGGCAAGCAGCCCCAUAGAUCCCUUGCUGUGA